This is a messenger RNA of Pseudo-nitzschia multistriata, 2707 nucleotides long. The record is from the annotation of a GenBank genome assembly. NCBI's taxonomy places the organism in Eukaryota, Bacillariophyta, Bacillariophyceae, Bacillariales, Bacillariaceae.
GCCAACACUGUACGCAUCUGACUCCUUCUUUGUUUUCCUGAAUACAGUGCAAGUGGAAGACGACAAACGAGCCCAUACUUCGGAUUGCUUCUGACUCCUUUAAAUAUUGGACUGUUUGGUUGAUUUUGAUUGUUUCAUAAAUUUCUUCCUUCCUUAGUCUCCAUUGCUGUCUUCGAAGACAUUCCUUUUGCCACAAACGGGAAACGCCAGGAAAAACAUACUGACAAGACUAACAUUAUGUGGGGUGCUCUGAAAAAAGACUUUGGGGAAUUCGUCUCGGUGCGUAGGAUGUGUUGUGUGUAUUAGUGGGCGAGACGUGAAUCGAGAUUCGAUGAGAACGAAAGGUUCCACACGACUGAUUGCAAUUGAGUUGAAGUGCAUUUUAUUGAGUUGAAUUCUUAUCGACCGUGCUCGACCUUCAUUCCAUUCCAUCUGCCUUUAAUUCCUUUUCGCUCCAAUCCAUGUGUUGCCUUUCAGACCGUGGCAACGGAUGCGAACGAAACGCUCCAGGCCAUCGACCAGAAGAUGGACGAACCACUCGUUGGGCAACGAACCGAUGAUCAGGGCGGUGAUGAAGGUUACAUGGGGCAGGAAGCGUCCCCAAUCGAUCUCGAUACGGGAAUGGUCCUAGACCACGUCGUGGGCGACGUCGAGGAAGAGGACGGCGACGAGGUCUUUUCGUGGAAGUCCCCAGACGAGAAUCCCACCGCGGAAGAAAUGCGGGAUCAAUUGGUCCUCUGCGAAGAUGUCUUCAAGGAUUCGCUUGUGUCGGAAUCAGACGAAAGCACUAGCAAAGAAGAAGAAGAAGAAAAAGAAGAAGACAGAUCCGACAGCAAUGAGACGCCCCUGCUGGAAACCGUAGCAACCGCGACCAAGCCAUCCAACGACGACGCGGCUCGAAGCUUUCUCGAAGAGUUCGACGUGGCGUCCAAAACGGACGAAAUCUCUGCGUUGCUCGAAGAAAACGUGGCACUAAAGACAACUUUUUCCAUGGUAGCCACCGACCAGAGCGAGGUAACCUAUUCCGACUUCUGGACCCGGUAUUACUUCCGUAUCGCCGAUCCCGACCGCGUGGCCGAAACCUACGGAGUCUAUUACCGAAAGGAACUGGAGGCAUUUGAACAACGACGGGAAGAAGCCGAAGCCGCUGCUCGGGACGCCGCUGCCAACGACAACCUUGCCAGGGGAAUUUCCAAUGUGACCAACUUUUUCGGUGGUGUCGUGAACCGCCUGACCCAAGAAGACGACGAGGGUGGUGCCGACGAGGCCGGCGUCGACGAAAGCAUGGAUGUCGACGACGAAAGUGCUCCACAGACGUCCGGCCUCGGAGGGUUCUUUAACAGCGUCACGGGUGGAGGUGUCGGCCGCCCACCCUUUGUUUUGAAUACCGCCGUAAGCGACGACGAAUAUGAUGAUUAUCAAGCACCAGAAGAGGAAGACGACGAUGAUUCUGAGGUGGAACUAGGAUGGGACGACGACGACGAGGAUCUCGAGUCUGACGAUGACGACGAACAAAAUACCAGUGCCACCAUGCAAUUCAAGGACGGCGACGAUCUCAGCGAAACAGUAGAUUUUAAGGACGCCGAAAAGGAAGGCCUGCUGGAUCAGUUGGAACAGGCCAGGGCCGAACGGGAUGCCCUCCAGAAGACUGUCGCCAUGCAAACCGAGGAACUAAAGAAAGCGAGAACGGCCGACAUUGCCGCCAUUUCUCCUCCCGCUGCUGUUCUGGAGGGUGGAGACAAAGACGAGGAGGUCCAGAAACUGUCUAUACAGCUCUUUGAAAAGGACUCGGAACUGGCUGCUCUCAGAGCCAAGCUGGAGGACGACAAAAACGAAGCGAAGGAUCAACAGCAGCAGCAAGAAACGCUCGAGAAGUUGCUUCAAUCAAUCGCGGAAAAGGACGCGGAACUCGAAGCCCUCCGCAGGAGUACUGAUGAGCGUAUUGAAAUGCUGCAAAAUACAGUGGAUCAAAAAACCACCGAGCAGGAGCGAUUGCGAACAGAGUGGGACUCCGAGAAGGAGGCCCUUUUGUUGGAGAAAGAGGCGAACCGGCAAGACACUUCCGUGGUCACCGCUGAGAAGGCUGACGACGCGGAGAUGUUGGCACUGCGUUCUAAGAUCGCCGAGCAGGAACAGAAGAUCGAAGAGCUCGUUGCGUCCAAGGAUGCUGCCGAGAAGGCAAACAGCGUGGAAAUAGUGGCACUUCGGUCCAAGGUUGCCGAGCAGGAACAAAAAAUCGAAGAACUUGUCGAAUCGACAACCGCCCAGGAGGCAGACGGCGUGGAAAUGGCGUCACUGCGUUCCAAGGUCGCCGAGCAGGAACAGAAAAUCGAAGAUCUCGUUAUGUCCAAGGCGACCGCCCAGGAGGCAGACGGCGCGGAGAUGGCGGCACUACGGUCCAAAGUAGACGAGCAGGAAAAGAAAAUCGAAGAACUCGCUGCCUCCAAGGCGGCCGCCACCGAAGAGCUCCAACACCAAACCGAGCAGAGUGCCCAAGAGCAGGAAGCCUUGCGUACCACCCUCCAGUUGAAAAUCGAAGGCUUGGAACAAAGACUGUUGGUUGCUACGAAUCAGGAAGAAAGUGAUGUCGCCGCCAUGGAAGCUCUGAUUUCCGAAAAGGAAGCCACUAAUGUCAAACUCCAGACUGCCCUAGCGGAAUGCCAGAGCAAGCUGGCAAAGGUCACAGAAAGAAACUCCCAAGACCAAG